AUUUUAUUGGUUUCUCUCUCUGUUAGUCUCCGACUUCGUUUUGUCUUCAGCUUUCUCACGCGAAAGCUCUGAUAUCCAUUUCAAAGAUUUUGCCUUCGAUCUGAUCACGAGAGAUUCAGUGUUUGUUUUGCGUAGUCAAUUCCAGAUUCCAGAGUUUGUUGCUCAGUCUUCUACUUUGUGGCCCGUGUUUUGUAUGGUUCACGGAUCUUUGGAGAUUCCGAAAUUGGGGGCGAUUUCUAUUCUAGGGUUUCGGUAAAUUUUACCGUUUCUGGGAUAAAUUCUUCCGUUAGAUUGAUUCAUUCCUUUCGAGCUCGCAUCUCAGGUUGUCUGAUAUUUCAAGUUUCGUAGUAUCUGAUUUGAAGCUCAUUUCGUUGGAGGAGGUUGAAAUUCGGGUCGCGAAGAGCUGUGCCGAUUCAGCUAUAGGAGAUGCAUAUGGUCUAUUGCAAAUGGUGAAUUGUGAAUUUUAGAAGCGAGUGAAAUUAUAUUUGUGGAAAUUAUUGCCAAAAGAAUGGUUGAGAGUGCUGCGUUCCCAGGAGGAUAUUAUCCGAAUACUUUUGAAGCGCCCGAUGAAUCAGAGGGCUCUGGAAGCUCCGCGCAGAUUGAUACCGAGGUUACCGCAUCUGAGAAUUCAAGCACUCCCGCACGAAAGUGUAUUAGGUUGAAUUAUAAUGAUGAAGAUCCUUAUGGUGUCCAGAGACAAGUCAUUUCCUUGUAUAACAUGUCACAGUCUGAGAGGAAGGAUUUGAUUUAUCGUCUCAAACUGGAGCUGGAGCAGACAAAGAUUGUUCUUAAGAAUGCUGAGUUGCAGAGAAUGAACCCAGCUUUUGUGUCGUCUACUAGUGAUAGGGUGGGUUUUAGCACUGCUCAGAAACUAUCAUCUCGACUCAGCAAUUUGAAGACGCCAUCUGAUUUUGCAACGGGGCCAGGAAAGAAAGUUCGGCAUCAGACUGGGACUUCUCGUGGAUGGAACCGUGGCUCCUCGGGGAAGUUUGAAUCUACGAAAGAGUCUAUGGCUAGCGCUCCUAACAUGACACUGAUGAAGCAAUGUGACACGCUGCUGAAAAAACUGUGGUCCCAUCCGCAUGCUUGGGUUUUUCAGGCGCCUGUUGAUGUAGUGAAACUAAACAUACCUGACUAUCUCACUAUUAUCAAACAUCCCAUGGACUUAGGGACGGUAAAGAAGAACUUAGCGUCUGGUGUAUACUCAAGCCCACAUGAGUUUGCUGCCGAUGUGAGGCUUACAUUUACCAAUGCAAUGACAUAUAACCCACCAGGACAUGAUGUUCACAUUAUGGGGGAUAUUCUUAGCAAAUUGUUUGAAGCGCGGUGGAAAACGAUUGAAAAGAAAUUACCAGCGUGUAGCAUGCGAACGUUGCCUGCAAUUACAUUGGAACCCAUUGAUGAAAGGAAAGCUGCUAUUUCUGUCCCUCCGGCAAAGAAGAGGAAGAUGGCUUCACCCCUUAGAGAGGGUGUUCUUGAACCCGUGAAGCCACUUAUGACAGCAGAGGAGAGGCAUAGAUUGGGGAGACAACUCGAGUCACUACUGGACGAACUUCCUGCACAGAUCAUUGACUUUUUGAAGAAACACAGUUCAAAUGAAGGAGAAAUUGCAGAAGACGAAAUCGAGAUAGACAUUGAUGUUCUCAGUGAUGAAGUACUGCUCACUCUUCAAAAGCUUCUAGAUGAAUAUAUCCAAGAUAAAGAAGCGAAGCAGUCGAAUGUUGAACCAUGCGAAAUAGAGCUUCUUAAUGGAUCCGGGCCGAGCAGUUCGUCCCUGCAACGAGGAAAUGAAUUGGCUGAUGAGUAUGUUGGUGGAAACGAACCUCCUAUCGCAGGGAGCUCCAGUGAUUCUGAGUCUGGUAGCUCCGAAGAUCAAUCCGAUGACCCUAAACCCAUGAUGCAAGAGAAUUCUUCCAAGAUGCCUGAAACUGCAAAUUCUGAGGCGCAGAGAAAUGAAGAUACGAGACCUGAUGAUCUUUUUGAUGGAAGUCAAUCUACUGGUGCCCCGGAGCAGAUGGAUAUUUGUGCUCAGCAAAAGCGUAGUUAUGAUGAAUCAGAUGGUCAAAAUGAUGGAAAUAUAUUAAAAACUCAGGCUUCAUCUGAGAAGCGGUAUAGAGCUGCGCUGUUGAAGAACCGAUUUGCAGAUAUCAUUCUAAAAGCACGCGAGAAAACACUUCCACAGAUCAGUAAUAAGGGAGAUCCAGAAAGGCUGCGUAAGGAAAGAGAAGAACUCGAACUGCAGAAGAAGAAAGAGAGAGCGCGGCUACAAGCUGAGGCAGAGGCUGCUGAAGAUGCUCGUCGUCAGGCUGAAGCAGAGGCUGCUGCAGAAGCUGCUGCUGAGUCUAAGCGGAAAAGAGAACUCGAAAGAGAAGCUGCACGCCAAGCUUUAUUGAAGAUGGAGAAAACUGUAGAGAUCAACGAGAACUCACGGUUCCUCGAGGACCUAGAGAUGCUGAGUUCGAGUGCACCUGAGCAAUUACCAAGCUCGGCCGAUGAAAUCAGCCCCGAGAGACCUUUAGACGCACUUGGAAGCUUCAACCUCAGAGGAAGUAACCCUCUGGAGCAACUCGGACUGUACAUGAAACAAGACGAUGAUGAAGAAGAACCUGAGGCUCCUGCUGUUCCAAGCCUAGCCACCGACGUGGAAGAAGGUGAAAUCGAUUGAAGUAAAGUGUAUAUAGAUAAUAUGUACAUGCAUAAAACAAUAGCCAGGGCAGGUACACUUAGUGUAUGAUUAUAUAUUUAAAAAAAAAAAAAAAAGAGUCCAGACCAUUGUUUGUGUAAGAAUCUAUCUUCACAUUUGUUCUUGAUGAAUGGUUCUCUAUGCUGAAUCUACUACCAUAAUGAUUCUCUA
Messenger RNA from Eutrema salsugineum, 2854 nucleotides. Its product is annotated as transcription factor GTE8. NCBI's taxonomy places the organism in Eukaryota, Viridiplantae, Streptophyta, Magnoliopsida, Brassicales, Brassicaceae. The record is from RefSeq and is a predicted model, not a curated record. The transcript has 11 exons. The coding region runs from base 509 to 2665 and encodes 718 amino acids. Gene Ontology annotation, molecular function: protein binding.